GGCUAGUUUGCAUUUAUGAAUGGAUGUUUAUACUUGGACUCUGAAUGUUACUUCUUUGGUUUUGUUUUUAAAGUUGCAAUGCCUCCUUAGCUCUUCAUAUGGCUCAGAUGCUCACUUCUCUUGGUUGCUUGCCCUGCUUACUUUUCUACACAUUGUGGUCAUAACCUGAAAAGCCAAUGGGCACUCACGUCUCCACCUUGCAAACCAUGCCCUUUGAACUCUUCAGAGAUGAAGUGUCCUGAUUCCAUGCCAUCUAAAACACAUGAGAGUAUUUCACUCUUUAGGAAAAAACGUGAUGGAGAUUUCAUUGGUAGGAUCCGGACGCACAUUACUCUUUCCUUCAGUAGGGUUCAGCUCUGAGCUGGAAAUGGGGAUAUGGUUUAAGUUCAGCCACUUAAGAGUUUCGUAGGCUCCAUAGGGACAGCACCUACUACAGAAGUGUCUUCUCCUUCCCUGUGAGAGUUGAGAAGUCGAGUCAAAGCCAGAUUCUGAUUCCUUCAACUUCCUCCUGUUGAUUUCUGAGCUCAACUUCAUGGGGCAGAUCCCUGGCUCUCCUGACUUCAGUAUGACCAUGAAUGGUUCCUUAGGCAUAGGGCUAGAGAAGUGGAGAAGUUUUGGCAGUCUUUGGCCAGUUCCUUCUUUGGUAGAAACACCAAGCAGUGGAUGGGAAACUGGUAAAGAGCUUGGCAGACAGAAGCAGGUUCACUGUUUCCUAACUAAUAAGUAAAAAUUUGUAGCCUCUAGCACAGUGCCCAUAACACGGCGAUGUGCCUUCUUAGACAACUGUGGAAAGGAAAUAUUUUCUAUCCAGGGCUUGGUGACUACUGACUUCCUCUCUCCUCUGCCACCCCAGCGCCCACAGAAAGAUACAGGGAUCACUGCUAUUAUUAGUGCCAGUGAUGAAGUACCUUCCACCUCAACAGGGAAGGGUGGAGGGGAUGAAGCCAACACCGGAUUUUAGCUGUGGGUAACUGCCAUCUUGGAAGGGGGCUUUGGCUGAAUAUUCGACAGACCAAUGGUGUUACCGGUGACAACGUCAGUUAGUGGAGACCUUGAAGGCCCUUUCUGGAGAGUUUGUGGAACUUCUAGAAGAUGGUUCUUCCUGCCCAAUGGUGUCAUUAUGAACUGCACUGUGCUUGUUUGUCUGUUUCAUUUUUCUUUUUAGCAAAAUCAAAGCCAAGAGCUUUUAUCCUUCCUUCAUCUUACCUUAAGAGGACUUGCCUUUCAGACAAAAGGCUUCUGGGAAGACCCACAGAGGCGAUCUGUGUUUUGGGGAAAUCACAUUUUUUUUAAAAGUUACUUCUAUAAUACUAUAUGAUAAUCAGAUCACAGCCCCCAAACCUAAGACAUGUCUUAGCUCUGACUGAGUCACAAACUCUUUGGGCUUCAAUCCUGUUAAGGUCACAGUUAAAUGUAGGAAGGCAAAAUGCGCCUGAUGAAAUUGUUGACAUGCUCCGAAGGCCCCCGCUUCUCCCUAAAGACUCUCUAAGUGCAGCUUGGUGCUUCUGACAGCUGUGUGCUACAGGGAUCUCUGCAAGCCAGAGCUGGGGUGACCUUUCAGCACCCCAGGCCUCCUAAUCCUUUCCUUCAACCACCCUGGGCCUCUUUAAACUGACUCCAGUAACUGCGCUGUCAGGUUCAUCCUCACGGCAGCCAGGAUGACUUAAUGGACUCAGGAUAGCAUAGAGCGGACGGACGGCUGAGAGAGCAGGAAAAGCUUAGCUACUGGAGAGUAACGUUUCUCAGCAGGACAGGCACUGAGCUUGGAAUCUGUUGCUAGUCAUUUCUCUUGGCUCCAGUUUCCUCCAAGCUCCUGUGAGUCGUUAAUUGCAGGGUGAAGUUUAUCAGAAACCAUCUGUAAGUGCAAGCAAUUCUUAUGCAAGAAGCUAAACGUAAUUAAAUGUGCAGGAUGAAAAGAUGGCCCAGGCACUGCUGGUACCCCCGGGACCUGAGAGCUUCCGCCUUUUCACUCGAGAAUCUCUUGCUGCUAUCGAAAAGCGUGCUGCAGAAGAGAAAGCCAAGAAACCCAAGAAAGAGCAAGACAUUGACGAUGAGAACAAACCAAAGCCAAACAGCGACUUGGAAGCUGGGAAGAACCUUCCAUUUAUCUAUGGAGACAUUCCUCCAGAGAUGGUGUCGGAGCCCCUGGAGGACCUGGACCCCUACUAUGUCAGUAAGAAAACUUUUGUAGUGUUGAAUAAAGGGAAGGCGAUUUUUCGAUUCAGCGCCACCUCCGCCCUGUAUAUUUUAACUCCGCUAAACCCUGUUAGGAAAAUUGCCAUUAAGAUUUUGGUACACUCUUUGUUCAGCAUGCUUAUCAUGUGCACUAUUUUGACCAACUGUGUAUUUAUGACGUUGAGUAAUCCUCCCGACUGGACAAAGAAUGUAGAGUAUACGUUCACUGGGAUCUAUACCUUUGAGUCACUUAUAAAGAUCUUGGCAAGAGGGUUUUGCUUAGAAGAUUUCACUUUCCUCCGUGACCCAUGGAACUGGCUGGAUUUCAGUGUCAUCGUGAUGGCAUAUGUGACAGAGUUUGUGGACCUGGGCAAUGUCUCAGCGCUGAGAACGUUCAGAGUUCUCCGAGCAUUGAAAACAAUAUCAGUCAUUCCAGGUUUAAAGACCAUCGUGGGGGCCCUGAUCCAGUCCGUGAAGAAGCUGUCCGACGUCAUGAUCCUCACCGUGUUCUGUCUCAGUGUCUUUGCUCUAAUCGGGCUGCAGCUCUUCAUGGGCAACCUGAGGAAUAAAUGCUUGCAGUGGCCCCCGAGCGAUUCGGCUUUUGAAACCAACACUACUUCCUACUUCAAUGGCACAAUGGAUUCAAAUGGGACAUUUGUUAAUGUAACAAUGAGCACUUUCAACUGGAAGGAUUAUAUCGCAGAUGACAGUCACUUUUAUGUCUUGGAUGGACAAAAAGAUCCUUUACUCUGUGGAAAUGGCUCCGAUGCAGGACAAUGUCCAGAAGGGUACAUCUGUGUGAAGGCUGGACGAAACCCCAACUACGGCUACACAAGCUUUGACACCUUCAGCUGGGCCUUCUUGUCCCUGUUUCGACUCAUGACUCAGGACUACUGGGAGAAUCUUUACCAGUUGACAUUGCGUGCAGCUGGGAAAACCUACAUGAUAUUUUUCGUCCUGGUAAUUUUCUUGGGCUCGUUUUAUUUGGUGAACUUGAUCCUGGCUGUGGUGGCCAUGGCCUAUGAGGAGCAGAACCAGGCCACACUGGAGGAGGCUGAACAGAAGGAGGCAGAGUUUCAGCAGAUGCUGGAGCAACUGAAGAAGCAGCAGGAGGAGGCUCAGGCAGUGGCUGCAGCCUCCGCGGCAUCCAGAGACUUCAGUGGAAUAGGAGGGUUAGGAGAACUUCUGGAGAGUUCUUCAGAAGCUUCCAAGUUGAGCUCCAAGAGUGCUAAGGAGUGGAGGAACCGGAGGAAGAAGAGGAGACAGAGGGAACACUUGGAGGGAAACCACAGAGCCGAUGGAGACAGGUUUCCCAAGUCGGAAUCGGAAGACAGUGUCAAACGAAGAAGCUUCCUGCUCUCCCUGGAUGGCAACCCGCUGACUGGUGACAAGAAGCUGUGCUCUCCCCACCAGUCUCUCUUGAGUAUCCGUGGCUCCCUGUUUUCCCCAAGACGCAAUAGCAAAACGAGCAUUUUCAGCUUCAGAGGUCGGGCGAAGGACGUGGGGUCUGAGAAUGACUUUGCAGACGAUGAGCACAGCACCUUCGAGGACAGCGAGAGCAGGAGAGACUCCCUGUUUGUGCCGCACAGACCUGGAGAGCGACGCAACAGUAACGUUAGUCAGGCCAGUAUGUCAUCCAGGAUGGUGCCAGGGCUUCCAGCAAAUGGGAAGAUGCACAGCACUGUGGAUUGCAAUGGUGUGGUUUCCUUGGGUACCACCACUGAAACGGAAGUCAGGAAGAGAAGGCUAAGUUCUUACCAGAUUUCGAUGGAAAUGCUGGAGGAUUCCUCUGGAAGACAAAGAGCCAUGAGCAUAGCCAGUAUCCUGACCAACACCAUGGAGGAACUUGAAGAAUCUAGACAGAAGUGCCCACCAUGCUGGUAUAGAUUCGCCAAUGUGUUUUUGAUCUGGGACUGCUGUGAUGCAUGGUUAAAAGUGAAGCAUCUUGUGAAUUUAAUUGUGAUGGAUCCAUUUGUUGAUCUUGCCAUAACAAUUUGCAUCGUAUUAAAUACACUGUUCAUGGCCAUGGAGCACUAUCCCAUGACCCAGCAGUUCAGCAGUGUGCUGACUGUGGGAAACCUGGUCUUCACUGGGAUCUUCACAGCCGAAAUGGUCCUUAAAAUCAUUGCCAUGGACCCCUAUUAUUAUUUCCAAGAGGGCUGGAAUAUUUUCGAUGGAAUUAUUGUUAGCCUGAGUUUAAUGGAGCUAGGCCUGGCAAAUGUGGAGGGGCUGUCUGUGCUUCGGUCCUUCAGACUGCUCCGAGUCUUCAAGUUGGCAAAGUCCUGGCCCACACUGAACAUGCUCAUUAAGAUCAUCGGCAACUCGGUGGGCGCACUGGGCAACCUGACCCUGGUGCUGGCCAUCAUCGUCUUCAUUUUUGCCGUGGUCGGCAUGCAGCUGUUUGGAAAGAGCUACAAGGAGUGUGUCUGCAAGAUCAAUGUGGACUGCAAGCUGCCGCGCUGGCACAUGAACGACUUCUUCCACUCCUUCCUGAUCGUGUUCCGAGUGCUGUGUGGGGAGUGGAUAGAGACCAUGUGGGACUGCAUGGAGGUCGCGGGCCAGACCAUGUGCCUUAUUGUGUUCAUGUUGGUCAUGGUGAUUGGGAACCUUGUGGUUCUGAACCUCUUUCUGGCCUUAUUGUUGAGUUCCUUUAGUUCAGAUAACCUUGCUGCUACUGACGAUGAUAACGAAAUGAACAACCUCCAGAUCGCGGUGGGAAGGAUGCAAAAGGGAAUUGAUUUUGUGAAAAAUAAGAUACGGGAGUGCUUCCGAAAAGCGUUUUUCAGAAAGCCGAAAGUGAUAGAAAUCCAAGAAGGCAACAAAAUAGACAGCUGCAUGUCCAAUAACACGGGCAUCGAAAUAAGCAAAGAGCUUAACUACCUUAAAGACGGUAAUGGAACCACCAGCGGCGUGGGAACCGGAAGCAGUGUGGAAAAAUACGUAAUCGAUGAAAAUGACUACAUGUCAUUCAUAAACAAUCCCAGCCUCACCGUGACUGUGCCAAUUGCUGUGGGAGAGUCUGACUUUGAAAAUUUAAAUACGGAAGAGUUCAGCAGUGAGUCAGAAUUGGAAGAAAGUAAGGAGAAAUUAAAUGCAACCAGCUCUUCUGAAGGAAGCACAGUUGAUGUUGCUCCACCCCGAGAAGGUGAACAAGCAGAAAUUGAACCUGAGGAGGACCUUAAGCCAGAAGCUUGUUUUACUGAAGGGUGCAUUAAAAAAUUCCCCUUCUGUCAAGUAAGUACAGAAGAAGGUAAAGGAAAAAUAUGGUGGAAUCUUAGGAAGACAUGCUACAGCAUUGUGGAGCACAACUGGUUUGAAACGUUCAUUGUGUUCAUGAUUCUCCUCAGUAGUGGCGCUUUGGCCUUUGAGGAUAUAUACAUUGAGCAACGAAAGACGAUCAAGACCAUGCUGGAGUAUGCAGACAAGGUCUUCACGUACAUCUUCAUCCUGGAGAUGCUCCUCAAAUGGGUGGCCUAUGGAUUUCAAACCUAUUUCACCAAUGCCUGGUGCUGGUUGGACUUCCUGAUCGUUGAUGUUUCUUUGGUUAGCCUGGUAGCCAAUGCUCUUGGUUACUCAGAACUUGGUGCCAUCAAAUCCCUACGGACACUGAGAGCUCUGAGGCCACUCCGAGCCUUAUCCCGCUUUGAAGGCAUGAGGGUGGUUGUGAAUGCUCUUGUUGGUGCAAUUCCCUCCAUCAUGAAUGUGUUAUUGGUGUGUCUCAUCUUCUGGCUGAUUUUUAGCAUCAUGGGUGUGAAUCUGUUUGCUGGAAAGUUCUAUCACUGUGUUAACACGACAACAGGCAACAUGUUUGAAAUAAAAGAAGUGAACAAUUUCAGUGACUGUCAGGCUCUUGGCAAGCAAGCCCGGUGGAAGAAUGUGAAAGUCAACUUUGACAACGUUGGGGCUGGCUACCUGGCAUUGCUGCAAGUGGCCACAUUCAAAGGCUGGAUGGACAUCAUGUAUGCAGCUGUUGAUUCGCGGGACGUCAAACUGCAGCCCAUAUAUGAAGAAAACCUGUACAUGUACCUGUACUUUGUCAUCUUCAUCAUCUUCGGCUCGUUCUUCACUCUAAAUCUAUUCAUCGGUGUCAUCAUAGACAACUUCAACCAGCAGAAGAAGAAGUUUGGAGGUCAAGACAUCUUUAUGACAGAAGAACAGAAGAAAUACUACAAUGCAAUGAAGAAGCUCGGCUCAAAGAAACCUCAGAAGCCCAUCCCUCGGCCUGCAAACAAAUUUCAAGGGAUGGUCUUUGAUUUUGUAACCAGACAAGUGUUUGACAUCAGCAUCAUGAUCCUCAUCUGCCUCAACAUGGUGACCAUGAUGGUGGAAACGGAUGACCAGAGCAAAUACAUGACCCUGGUUUUGUCCCGAAUCAACCUAGUGUUCAUUGUCCUCUUCACUGGGGAGUUUCUGCUGAAGCUCAUCUCCCUCAGAUACUACUACUUCACGAUAGGGUGGAACAUCUUUGACUUUGUGGUGGUGAUUCUCUCGAUUGUAGGAAUGUUUCUCGCGGAGCUGAUAGAGAAGUAUUUCGUGUCCCCUACCCUGUUCCGAGUCAUCCGCCUGGCCAGGAUUGGACGAAUCCUACGCCUGAUCAAAGGCGCCAAGGGGAUCCGCACUCUGCUCUUUGCUUUGAUGAUGUCCCUUCCUGCGCUGUUCAACAUCGGCCUCCUGCUUUUCCUGGUCAUGUUCAUCUACGCCAUCUUUGGGAUGUCCAACUUUGCCUACGUUAAAAAAGAGGCUGGAAUUGAUGACAUGUUCAACUUUGAGACUUUUGGCAACAGCAUGAUCUGCUUGUUCCAAAUCACCACCUCUGCCGGCUGGGACGGACUGCUGGCCCCCAUCCUCAACAGCGCACCUCCCGACUGUGACCCCGAUGCAAUUCACCCUGGAAGCUCGGUGAAGGGGGACUGUGGGAACCCAUCCGUGGGGAUUUUCUUUUUUGUCAGCUACAUCAUCAUAUCCUUCCUGGUGGUGGUGAACAUGUACAUCGCUGUCAUCCUGGAGAACUUCAGCGUCGCCACCGAAGAAAGUGCAGAGCCCCUGAGUGAGGACGACUUUGAGAUGUUCUACGAGGUCUGGGAGAAGUUCGACCCUGACGCCACUCAGUUCAUAGAGUUCUGCAAGCUCUCUGACUUUGCAGCUGCCCUGGAUCCUCCCCUCCUCAUCGCAAAGCCAAACAAAGUCCAGCUCAUUGCCAUGGACCUGCCCAUGGUGAGUGGAGACCGCAUCCACUGCCUGGACAUCUUGUUUGCUUUUACAAAGCGGGUCCUGGGCGAGAGUGGAGAGAUGGACGCUCUUCGAAUCCAGAUGGAAGAAAGGUUCAUGGCUUCCAACCCCUCCAAGGUCUCUUAUGAGCCCAUUACCACCACCCUGAAACGGAAACAAGAGGAGGUGUCUGCUGCUAUCAUUCAGCGUAAUUAUAGAUGUUAUCUUUUAAAGCAACGGUUAAAAAACAUAUCGAGUAAAUACGACAAAGAGACAAUCAAGGGAAGGAUUGACUUGCCUAUAAAAGGAGAUAUGGUUAUUGACAAAUUGAAUGGGAAUUCCACCCCAGAAAAGACGGAUGGGAGUUCCUCCACAACCUCUCCUCCUUCCUAUGACAGUGUAACAAAACCAGAUAAGGAAAAGUUUGAGAAAGACAAACCAGAAAAAGAAAUCAAAGGGAAAGAGGUCCGAGAGAAUCAAAAGUAAAAAGAGACAAAGAAAUGUCUUUGUAAUCAAUUGUUUACAGCCUCUGAAGGUAAAGUAUCCGUGUCAACUGGACUCUAAGGAGAGGUCCAUGCCAAACUGACUGUUUCAACAAAUACUCAAGGUCAGUGCCUAUACCAGACAGUGACCUCUGUCACUGCCACUCUGUGAGACAGGGUAUCAACAUUGACAAGAGGUUGCUGCUUCCAUUACCAGCUGACACUGCUGAGGAGAACUCCAUUGUGCAAGUGACCCGUCAUCACGCCCCCAAACUCCAUUAGUACAACGCUCCUGUCAUCUAUUUUUAACAUUCACAUUUGCCAUAUUUUUACAAAAUCUGUCCCAGUGUAUCUUCCUGGUCCCCACUUCAUAGUCUGUUCAUAAUACUAUGUCACUAUUUUUGUAAAUGAAGUUUACGUUAAGGGAAAAUAUAUAUAUAAGAAUCCCAUGUUGCUAAGUCCACAAGUUUCUCCAGUAAUCAUAAAAAAAUAUUUUGCCUGAGAGAUGAAAUUAUUGCUCAAAACAAAAAAAAAAUAAAUUCUAAUGUUAACAGUUUCAAAUGCUUCCACUUUCUGGAUGGUGUUAGCUUACAAGUAUUUUGGUCUAUUAUGUUUGUUUAUAUCUGAGCAGUUAUGUGCCUGUAAAGACUCCUCUAAUAUUUAAAGGAUUAUUUUUAUGCAAAAUAUUUUGUUUCAGCAAGUGCAAAUUUUAUUCUGUUUCAGAGUUCUAUAUUUGAUUUUAGUUAAGCAUCCUCCCUCCAAAAAAUUUAUCUAACAUUUCUGUUAUUUAAAAAAAAAACUCUCCAAAGUAUCACUUUAGAAUAGUUGUUCCACUUCAUGUCGAGUAUUUCUUUGCCAUCUUCUGCUCUCAGCAAAACUGACAAUUUAUAUCAAUUAAAUACCCUCUGUUAUGUAAAUAGUUAUUUUAUCCUGUGGUGCAUGUUUGGGCAAAUAUAUAUAUAAACGUAUAUAUAGCCUAAUACACAAAUUCUAUUAAAUCGAAUGUGUACCACAGUGUAUGUGUCUUUUGCAAGCUUCCAACAGGGAGGUAUCCUGUACCAUUCAUUACACAGAAAUAGUUGGGGAGGCUAUCACUAAUGCAUGCUAAUAUUGCCUAAGCUGCUCUAUUUUAACCAAUCCAUUUAUCACACGUUUCGGUAAGAAGAGUCACAUGUUGGUGGCAGAAUGAAUUCAACCUGCUCUCUGUCUCCAUGUCAAGAAAUUCUCAUCGAUAUUACUUUAAAAUAAUUUUUUUUGCAUCGUUAGUUUAACUCGAGUAUCACAAUGUGUCUUUAUUAAUUUCAAGGAGACACACUGUACAGGGCCUAUUACCAAAUCCUACACAUCAUGGUUUGCUAAAAAACAAAAACAAAAAAAGAUCAAGAUUUGUUUAAAUAUAAAUAAUGUAAAAUAUAAUCCGUUUUUCUUUGUCAGCAUUUGUACAUAAGAAAAUUAUUUUCAGGUUAAUGACAUGGCACUUUAUUUUACCUUAUCCUUUUGCUUCUUAUUUUUAAAUCGAAACUCCAAACUUUUGCAUCCAAAAAAAGACUUUUCAGCAGAUAAUUUCCUAAAAUAAAAGUUAGACAAUGGGUUUUAUGGAUUUCUUUGUUAUAAUAUAUUUUCUACCAUUCUAAUAAGAGAUACGUUGGUCAAAAAUCUCAAACCCUGACCAUUUUCUACCAACUCUGGUUGCCUGCAGAGAAUCCUUCACUCAUGGAAGUUUGGUUUUUUUUAACUCAGCUUUUGUAGCAUUUGCAGACGCAGACUAGGUUUAUUUUUUUAAAUCCUGCUGCACUAAAGUUAUCACGGCUAUAACAUGGGCUCUGGCCUUUUUAACCAGGAACAAAGUGGGAAAGUUGUGCAAUUACCUAACAUGAUACAAUUCUUUUCUUCUUUUACUUCUUUCCUUUUUGUUUUUUUCACAAACUGAAAGUUUAAAGUUCAUUCCUUUUACAAAACUAUUUACUGUAGUGUACUGACAAACUGCAUGCAGGGAAUUGCUACUACUAAAAGAAUGGUGAGCUACUUCAUUAUUGAGCCAAAAGAAUAAAUAUUUUGUUGUUUUUUGGUUGUUUUUUUUUUUUACUGUAUCUCAUUUGUUGGACUGAGGUUUUUUGUUUUUCUUUUUUUUCUUUUUUUUAACUAUUGGCGGGUAAAAAUUUACACAACAAAAGAAAACCUGUAUUUGAUUCGACAUUUGUAUUCAUAGAAGUUCACAUGAGUUUUGUAACACCCUGCUACAUUAUCUACCGAGAAGUUUGUCAAAAUAAAGACUAGUUAAAAGCA
Rattus norvegicus (Norway rat) is the source of this 10151-nucleotide messenger RNA. Lineage: Eukaryota; Metazoa; Chordata; Mammalia; Rodentia; Muridae. The record is from RefSeq and is a predicted model, not a curated record.